Messenger RNA from Manihot esculenta (cassava), 1016 nucleotides. Its product is annotated as ADP-ribosylation factor-like protein 6-interacting protein 4. Bases 101 to 670 code for a protein of 189 amino acids. Lineage: Eukaryota; Viridiplantae; Streptophyta; Magnoliopsida; Malpighiales; Euphorbiaceae. The record is from RefSeq and is a predicted model, not a curated record. The transcript has 6 exons.
CCCGGUGGGGGAGAGACCGACCAAUUUAGAGAUUUGGGUUGUCAAAAGUCACAAAGCUUUACCAAAACCCUCUCGUCGUCUCUCUCCCAUCCUCUGAUUAAUGGCGGUCUCAUCGUCUUCUAUUUCCUCCCACACAUCUGAUUCCUCCUCAUCGUCGGACUCAUCUUCGUCUAGGCACCGUCGCCGUCACCGCAAGCGAGGAGAUAAGGACAGAAACAAAGAGGCCCUCAAGAUCCGGAAGAAGAGCAAUAAGUCCAACUCCAAACGACGCCGCAGAAGCCACCACCACUCCUCGGAUUCUUAUGAUUCCUCCUCUGAUUCUUACUACUCAAGGAGUGGGAGUUCAUCUGACAGUGAGCAUGAAACAUCAAAUCAUUCAAAGAGGCACAAGAAAAAUGUCAGACCAAAGAAGACCAAAGAAAAGGACCAAAGUAAGAGACAUCGCCACAAACGUCAAAAGCACAAAGUUAGGGAGAAGCAGCAGGAUGAGAGAAGUAGCAGCCCUGUGCAGCUUUCUAAGUUUUUAGGUCGUGACAAGGAUGAUGGUGUGCGUCGCAGCGCAGUUUCUGGAAAAAAGAUCUUAUUGAAACUUGAGAAAUCAAAGGAGGAUAAGGAGGCAGAAAAUAAAAGAAAUGAAUUGCUGAAAUUCUUGAAUGCUAGUUUUGAUUGAUUUAGAGGACUCAAAAACAAAUUUCUAGGAUCAACUGGUGAAUGAACAGAAUCAUCUCCUGCAUCUCAGCUGAAAGAUCCAAUGUUUGUUAUGAGAGAAGAUCUUCAGGAAGAUUCAUUUCACAAGGUUAUCUUGUAUGGAGUCAUAUCUAUCACGAAAAUGUAAGCACUGUUGAGUUUCCGUUGGAACUGUUGUGACAUGUGAGAAUUAGAAGGACUCGCUAUUUGUUUGACAUUGUAUCAAUUGAAUGCUUUAUUUAAAAUUACUCGCUGUGAAUUGUGAAUUGUGAACCUUGGUGUUCACGAACGGUAGCCUUUUUAUAUGAAAAUUUUUAAUUUCUUUGCUA